AAUGAUGCUGGCAUGCCGCCAGAGAUGCUGAUAUAUUGAUUCACUUCAGCUUUCUAUUCUCUUUUCAUUCCUCUCUCUCUCUCCUCUCCUCUCUCUCUCUCUCUAAAUGCUAAAGGCAAACUCAGAGCCGAUAGAGGGCAUCUGUGCAAUCCUGAAUCCGCUUUUAAGCUUUGAUUUAGGUAUACUUAAGGAGGAGGAUUGGAAAUGGAUCUGAAGGAGAAGCUAUCUGUGGACACAUGGACGAAAUCUUCUUCUUCUUGCCAUGAGUUACCGAAGAAAGUCCCUCCCGACCACCAAUCUUUCACCAAUUUCAAUCUGCAGCAAUAUCAGCAGAAGUGGGAAGAUCCUUCAAAUCAGGAUUAUGAUAUGACUAUUGAAUCUCAAUUCCCGGAAUUCAACCAAACUUCUGAAGCCCCAUCUUCAGUUACUUGCAAUCCCAAUAAUCAAACUGAGAUCCCAGAUCAGCAGGACGUUCAGAUGAAUGAAAUGUGUGAUUCUAGUAGAAUCCAAGAUUGGGAUCCACGAGCGAUGCUAAACAACCUCUCAUUCCUCGAACAAAAGAUCCAUCAACUCCAGGAUUUGGUGCAUCUGGUUGUUAGCCGGAGAGGCCAAGUUGUGACUCGCUCUGAUGAACUUGUGUCUCAGCAACAACAGCUUAUCACUGCCGAUCUCACUUCGAUUAUUGUUCAACUAAUUUCCACUGCAGGUAGUCUUCUCCCAUCUGUGAAGCAAACCCUCUACACAAAUCCUUCGAUCACCCAGUUUGGGCAGCUUGGUGGAGUCGUAUUUCCUUCUGGGCCAAAUUUAAAUGGCAGUGCUGUGCAACAAAAUAUUGGUGGAAGAAAAGUUUCUGAUCAGUCCAACCAUGUUGAUCUAACUGGUAGUUGCAAGAUUGAACAAAACUGCAUCGAAGAUCACGAGUCAAAAGACGAAGAAGAUGCUGAUGAAGGGGAAAACCUUCCCCCUGGUUCCUAUGAAAUCUUGCAACUAGAGAAAGAAGAAAUUCUUGCACCUCAUACCCAUUUCUGUAUGAUAUGUGGGAAGGGAUUCAAGAGAGAUGCUAAUUUAAGGAUGCACAUGAGAGGGCACGGGGAUGAGUACAAAACUCCGGCAGCACUUGCAAAACCCCAUAAGGAAUCUAGCUCCGAGCCAAUGCUUAUCAAGAGGUAUUCCUGCCCAUAUGCUGGUUGCAAGCGAAACAAAGAUCAUAAAAAGUUUCAGCCUCUGAAGACUAUUUUGUGUGUGAAAAACCAUUACAAGAGGACCCAUUGUGACAAAAGUUAUACUUGCAGUAGGUGCAAUACCAAGAAAUUCUCAGUUAUUGCAGAUCUUAAAACACACGAGAAGCAUUGUGGUAGGGAUAAGUGGCUUUGUUCAUGUGGAACAACUUUCUCAAGAAAAGACAAGCUUUUUGGACAUAUCGCUCUUUUCCAGGGCCACACUCCUGCCAUUUCCCUUGACGAAACUAAAGCAUCAGCAUCUGGGCCAUCUGAUCUAGGGGAAGAUAAUGAAGCAACAAAUAAAGUUGAAUUUACAGGACUCAACUUUGGUUCAAACGUUCUUAAUGGAUUUGGAGGUCAGAAUGUUUUGGAUAUUAAAGGUAGUGUUGAUGACCCUGCUAGUUUUUUCUCACCAUUGAGCUUUGACCCAUGUAAUCUUAGUGGACUCCAUGAGUUCCCCCGACCUCCAUUCGAAGAUUCAGAAUCUUCAUUUUCAUUUCUUAUGUCUGGAUUGUGUAAUUAUCCUCGGAAGACGGGUGGGGAUUCGGGUUCUAAUGAUCUUGAAUGAUGUGGAAAUGUAGUUGAUUUUGGGCUUGUAGCAGGGGUCCAUUGUUUCUUACUGGCAUAGGCAUUUGUAUGGUAAAGUGACUCCAUGUACCUGUAAGUUUCUUGAACUUUAAUAAUAAUAACAGUUCUUUCUUUUAUUUA
Molecule: messenger RNA, 1928 nt
Organism: Camellia sinensis
Lineage: Eukaryota; Viridiplantae; Streptophyta; Magnoliopsida; Ericales; Theaceae
Product: protein SENSITIVE TO PROTON RHIZOTOXICITY 1
Biological process (GO): response to aluminum ion; response to acidic pH
Source: RefSeq, a predicted model, not a curated record